GAUAAUUCGAUUAAUGGUAGAAGAAUGUGCAGCUCGGUUGGAUUUGAAAGUGAAUCUCAAAAUUUACCACGGUCGCGCUUGCCAUUGUGGUAAAGAACAAUACCAGCGCUUGUAACAACACACAACCCACGUCUUCUACAACGCUGAAAUCUAAAAUCUCAUGAGAAGAUUCUUGCUGCUGCUUCUCCUUCGUCUUUCAUCACGAAUUGCAGCAAGCACUGGAGAAUCCCCACUUCAUCGCACCCUUCGCAGAACUACCAAAAGCACCAGCACACAAUCAAGAUGUGGUUCUUUCCUUCUUGGGCGAGUACCGCGCGCAGUAAUCACCAAUCAAUUGGCGAGCCUCGAUCCGAAAAUGCUCAAAACGACAUUCAGAAGGUUCAGGCAAUCCCUCAAUCAACCAGCCCAGCAAGAAAUCGAUCUGUUUCAUUUGGUCUCGAGGCAAUGGAGCGACUGCAACGUUCCUUACCAGAUCCCAUCCCUCGAACCAUGAGAGCUCAGAGCGAGGAGCUGGAUACAAAGAAGAGGAAGCAUUUCGUGGUGGAUAUUGAGGAGUUGAAGAUGGCGGCAGAGGAGCGCGUCUUAUCGGCACGAAGUGUGAAAACUGCAGACAAAAAGCUCAAGGAGGCAGAAUCGUUGGUGCGCUCUGCAAUACUCUCCCCGGAGCAGCCAGUACAGAUCUACAAGGACAAGGCGAAGGAGGAGAGGCUCGCCGCCACCAGAGAUGCCCCACGACCUCGAGCUCAGCAGAGAGAACCAUCCACGCCCAUACGAGAGUAUCGGGACGAACAUGAGAAGAGGCAACAAGAAGCAGCCGCAGCCCACACGAGACAACUAUCGCAGGUGAACCGAAUCUUGAACGCUAAUGCUAUGGGGAAGCCUCGCAACUUCGGCCCCAAGCCGAGAAGUGAGUUUCCUGAUUCAGCCGCGGACUCAUGGACACGCCCCAGUGCGAACGCGCAUGCAGGACGUCCGCCUUCACAGAUGUCCCAAUCCACGCCUCAAAUCUCCAACAAGAGACAGCGUACGGAAACGGGUUCUGUGCGUACGAGCGGCUCAUCGAGAUCGCCUAUCGAAGUAGACAACGAUCCGUCUGAAGAACACAGACAUAGCUCUGCAGCCAGAUCAGGUCACAGUCAGACGUUGAAUGAGCCGACGCGAUAUGCGAGUAGCGGAGUGGGAGGUGUUGGCGAAUAUCGAAAUGUCCACGAAUUAACAAGAGUCCAUGGCAACAAUCGAAGGAUUCGCCCGAACAGCUCUUCUCAUAGUCAUGGGAAUGGAGUUGGGCUUCCGCUCUACAAGAAGCCAACCAUCGUGAGACUCGAUGAGAAGGAGGAUGCCACUGAUCCAAUAUCCGAUUCCGAUAUUGAUGGCACCAACAAGUCGUCCUACAAGAAGCGUGCUGCGAACUUUGAGAUUCAGGUCCCAAGUUGUCCGCCUAUCACUAGAACCAAGGACCAAACAUACGAUAUCAAUGGAGCGGGCAUUCAUAGAGGUGCUAAUCCUUCGUCGAGCUCGGAGACUCCGCAAGUCUCGCAACACUUUUCGAGGGACGGCAACGAGAAUCGAGAAUCUCGAGCUUCCAGUGUUCAGCAAGCUAGCAAGUUCGCAUCAACCCCCAGAAUAUUUCAAAGAAAGGGCCAUGCUAGUGGCGGCUUUGGAGACAAAUCAGAACGACAACUCGAGUCGAGCCCUGAUCAACUUUUGUCACAGGAUCAAAUGGUAGAAGAAGAACGCAAGCACUUUGACUGCUUACAAGAACUGCUCCAACAACCGAAUUCUCCCCGCGAACGGCCCAUUGAUUUGGAUGACUCCGAUGACGAUGAGCCUUCAAAAAAUGCAGACAUCGAGCCUACAAAUUUCAAAACUGCACCAAAAGGAAAACUAAAGUCUGCGAGGACUGGGGAAGUUUAUGAAUUACGCCAGGUAUUCAGCCAUGCCAAAUUAUGGCUCCACGGUUGCAACAGUACCUGGACGAUGAAGCAUGACCAAGAAAAGAAAUACCUCGCGUUGUUUAAUGAACAAGGCGAGCGUGAGCAACCGCUUCUUACAUCACCUUUCAAUGCUAUCCAUUACAGCCAAAAAUCUGCCAAAGUGAUAGUGCAGCGUCACCGAGAUCAUGCUUCCUCGAAUGCUACGCAGCUUUUCAUGGAGUUUUCAAGUAUUCCGCAAUGUCUCGGCUUCACCGAGCACUUGGUAUCUGCCUGUGGUCUCAGAGCUAUGGUAAAGUCUGAGGAACAUCUUGACAAAGCGUUCCGCAAAUUCUUUGAAGACGUUAAGAACGGAAUAAAUCUUAAACCUGGAGAUAAACGCCCUCGAGGAGAGGAACAGCCUGAUGACGUUCGUCUUGCAAUCGCGCGGUCCGAGAAGAAGGUCAAAAACCUGUUGAAUACUGCGCAAUCAAAGAGCUACAAAACAGGUGAUGCCAGUAUCCGCCACUCGAGCCAGGAAGUUGAGGAACCUCGGCCUAGGAAGCGACGUGUAACUGAAGCAAUGCGAACAGACUCAAUAAAGGCCGAUAGCGAUGAAGACAAGCGCCGGACUUUCCAACAUCAUGAACUUCCUCCACUUCCUCCAGACACGUUCUAUCGCCGUUCCUCAGCCGUACCUGAUUCGAGCACCUCUCAUGGAACACGCUCAUCCACGAGAAUAGCAAGCACUGAUGCUUCCCAGAAAACUCGUGCUCAGCGACGCCCACCAUCACCAGAAAUUCCUGAUUCUUGGACGAAGCUCAAUCCAACAUGGGCUAAGGAUGUCAAUUGGCGAAGUUCUAUCAUCUACCCUCCUGAAGGAAGAAGCAGGGCCACAGUAGAUCAGCAAGAUAUAUACAGACUUGACGAGGGAGAAUUUCUCAACGAUAAUCUGGUCACAUUCUACCUUCGCUGGCUCGAGCAUCAGCUGAAACCGGAAGUGGCAAAGCGAGUCUACUUUCAGAACUCGUUCUUCUUCGAGAAGCUUAGCAAGCCUGCUAAAGGUAGCAAGGACGGGAUCAACUACAAAGCUGUUGAGAAGUGGACUGCCAAAGUCAACAUCUUCGAAUACGAUUAUAUCGUUGUUCCCGUCAAUGAGAAUCUUCAUUGGUAUGUCGCCAUAAUCUGUAAUGCUCCUAAACUCCUCGAGGCUGCAGAGAAAGCCAAGCAUGAAAUUGUAUCCCAAGAUGUGACAGAAGGUCAAAGUAUAGAAAAGACCACAGAAAAAUCUGCUUCGCCAUCUUCGGACUCUAGUCUCACGCCUAGGACUAGGGGGAUGACCUUGGCCGAUCAACCAGCAAAGGCCCCUGAGCCCAGCAAAUCGAUCGGUGAAGCCUCGCCAAACCAAAAACUGGCAGCAGCGCCACAGAGCAAUGGCGUCGAACAACGUUCUGUUGAGAGUUCUCCCCCUCCUAUUACCUCUGACAUUCUUCCCACGGACACAAAGAUUGAUCAGGCGAAAAAAGGAAAGAAGAAGUCAGCACCGCCGUCUCGGAAAUCUCCCGAUGAGUUUCGGAUCAUCACUCUAGAUUCGUUUCAUAUUGGACGUUCACCUUGCUGUACUAAGCUAAAGAGGUAUCUUCUUCAAGAGAUGAAGACAAAGCUCAACAUUGAGGCAGAUGAUCCGGGACCCAUCGGCAUGACAGCCAAAAACAUUCCUCAUCAAACCAACUCCAGCGAUUGUGGUCUGUUCCUUCUCAGCUACAUCGAAAAAUUCCUACAGGGUCCAGAUGAGUUCAUCAAGGAUAUUUUCCAAAGUGCCGUAGAUCUUACAGAUUUGUCAGAGAAAUACCCCCCCGCAUCCUCCAUGCGUGAGCGUGUUCGUGAUCUCUUGUUCAACCUUCAACAAGAACAAUAUGGAGACGAUGAGUCGAAGAAAGCUUAUGAAAAACUUAAGUCCUCCGCAAAAUCAAAGAAGGAAGUUGAUGCCAACUCAUCCGUUCAAGCUAUUCGCAAGGCUCAAUAUGGAGAGGAUUUAAUUGACGCAGAUGAUCGUAAACAGCCGCAUGCCACUGGUGAUAAAGCAACGGAUGGAAAAGCAAAGUCUGACGAGGAUUUCCUUCAGGCUUCGAUCAGAGCUCAGACUGUUGGGUCUACCACAUUAGAAGACAACACACUCCAGCCAACACCAAAGCAAACCGGUAUCAUCAACACUAUCUACACGACAAUGAGCGGCCUUCUCGGACGAGGGCGAAACACACCUGAGAGCUCAUCUCGUGAGCAAACAGGUCAAAGCAAUAGCGUUAUUGUAAUCGAAGCGUCUACUCAGAAUAGUGCUCAUAUCUCAUUGGAAGCUUUGAAUGGCAAAUCUCAAGAGAUCGUCGACUCACAAGAGCCGUCAUCCCAGGCAAGCUCUCGCUCAAAGGGCCGCUCAUCACGACGAAACACCACUAGUCCGACUGAGGCGAUUGAUUUCAUUGAGAUACUAGACUCGCCGGAGAGCAAAAGAAGCGUACCUGGAUCUACACUCUCUACGAAGGCUAACGGUACUAGAAGAUUAAAAUCUCCAGCGCCGUUACCCGUAGAGAGUAAAAAUCAUGGCCGCGGAGGAAGACUCGCAGCAUAUGAUUGUAACCGGAGCGGCUUCCCUCAGGUGAAACAGCUUGGAAGCCCUUCACCAGAGCCUGCAGAACAGAGCAUCGCUGCCGAACGUAACUCCGAGGUCGAAGGCUUUGGUCACGAUGCUCCUGAGGAUGACGUUGAUCUCAUCCCAACUUUUACAAUUGAGACUGACGAGUCUCACGGAAAGGCAAAUGGUCACAAUGAGACCGAGGAGGACGAGUCCGAGAUGCUCCUGCCAAACGAUGGGCCAGGCACUCGUAAUCUGCCCAAAGACCGGUUAUCUUCACCUACCCUUACUUCUACCUCUCGCAAGAGUGAUAUUCCUCCAGCUCUGGUGCAUCAAAGUACAAAUGACGGCAGCGCACACCCCUCCCGAGGAAGGAAACGAAAGUCUUUGGCUGACGAGGACGAACACUCCGAGCAUGAACAAAGACGCAAGCAGAAUUUUCGUACUGUUUCGCCAGAUUUUACCAUCAUUGAGACCAAGGAGACGAAACAACACCCAAAAGCGCGCGAUUAUGAGCACAAAAACAAUCGAGGAUCUAGAAGAGGAUCGGUCGGACGUGGAAACGAGAAUGUCGAUACAGCGAGCCUUGAGAAGAAGUUGAGGAAGCAAAGAAAUGUGGCAGACGAAGAAGAAAGAGGAGGUGGAGCCCGCCAGAGACCUUCCCCGUCGUAUCAUCUUGACCCUUCCGAUGCAGCCGUGAUUGGAAAACGUCAAAAAGGCAUCCAUACAAAAUUUUCACCAUAAGGAGCAUGGACCUAGGUGUGGCUAUGGGCAUCUGUUGCGUCUUGAUGCAGCUUCGAGUUUAUUGACGCGUCGCAUUACCACUACCAUGAUCAGGCGUCCUCAAACAUGCGUGUUCGCACGUCUUAAUUUUCUAAUUUUCAGCAUAGCAA
Molecule: messenger RNA, 5432 nt
Organism: Mollisia scopiformis
Lineage: Eukaryota; Fungi; Ascomycota; Leotiomycetes; Helotiales; Mollisiaceae
Exons: 7
Coding region: 283-5283 (1666 amino acids)
Biological process (GO): protein desumoylation
Cellular component (GO): nucleus; cytoplasm
Molecular function (GO): SUMO-specific endopeptidase activity
Source: RefSeq, a predicted model, not a curated record